AUGAGUCUUUUCAGAUCUUAAGAUGUGGACUUGUAUGAAAUACUCAUACCAAAAGACAACGAUUGGGACAUCAUGAAUGAACUUGGAAACAUUAAUUGCUUACAUUUCAUAAACCUAAAUAAGAAUGAGCAACCCCAUCACUUGAGAUACUUUAACCAAGUAAAGAGAUGCGAGGAAUCUGAAUCUAUGAUCAAAGAGAUUGAGGAUAUUUGUGCUUAAUACAAGGUAGAUUUGAAGACUCCAGCAGAUAUUGAUGUGUUUCUUUAACAAGCAAAUCUAUAUUCCCUCAGACAGGACAAGGCCGCUCAUUUACUCUUCAAUGACAUCGAGAAUGAUUUGAAAGAUAAAUCUGCUUUCUUAAAAUCCUAAGUCUAUGCUAUUGAUAACAUGAUAACUUUAUUCAGAACCAUAGUAGCUAAAAUAAACAUACUUUAAUAUGCUUCUCAGUUAUUUGAAUAAUCAGACAAAAGCAGUUUGAAUCUUAAUUCUGAUUUUGAACGAGAUCCAAUGCUUACUUAUGGGAGAUAGGAACUUAGAAGCCCACUGAUGUCUGAAUAAUCAAGAAUAGCAUACCUCGGCGGAGUUUUGAAGAAAUCUGAAUAGAUGAGCUUCAAAAAGUUGAUUUUUAGAGCAACGAGAGGUAAAGCAUUAAUAAAUUUCUAUGAACUCAAGAUAUCCGAUACAGAUAAAGCAAUUUUUUAGAAUGAAUAAGAGAAAAUGUUUGUCUAUUUAAUUAUGUUUGAUGAUGGUCAAUACAUCAGAGACAAAAUUUAUAGAAUUUGCUCAAGCAGCUAAGAACCAACUAAAAAGUCAAUCAAAGAUUAUUUGAUAAAAAUAAAUAAAAUGCAGGGAGCUGAAUACUCAUUGCUUGAAAUCUAUAAGUGCUUUAUUCUGAAAGAGAAAUCUAUCUACAUAGAACUUAAUAAGUUAAAGUUUAGUGAGAAAAUUUUGAUGGGUCUCUUAUGGUGUCCAACUAAAUUUAGAUAAGCGCUUGAUGAAAAACUAGAUGAUAUUAGAAAUAAAAGAAACUUAGAAGGUCCUCAAAUGCAUCUUAUCAAAGAUUAUGAUGAGAAGACAUUUUAGAGGCCUACAUAUUUUGAAACAAAUGAAUUUACAUGGCCUUUCCAGGAGAUUGUCAAUACAUACGGAAUACCAUAGUACUAAGAAGUAAAUCCAGCAAUUUUUACUUUGGUUUCAUUUCCAUUCUUAUUUGGCGUUAUGUUUGGAGAUGUACUUCAUGGCACUUUACUUUUUGUUUUUUCAUCAUAUCUCUGCUUUUACAAACCAAAGGAAGGUUCUUUGAUUUCUGAACUAUAUAAAAUUAGAUACUUACUUUUACUCAUGGGAUUCUUUUCCUCAUACUGUGGUUUUAUUUAUAAUGAUUUCACUUCUAUUCCCUUAAACUUAUUUGGAAGGUCUUGUUAUAACAACAAUCACAAGACUCAUUAAUCAGAAAUAAAGUAAGACUGUAUCUAUUAAGUAGGUGUAGAUCCAACUUGGUAUUUUGCUAAAAACGAGUUGUCAUUUUUAAAUUCUUUAAAAAUGAAAAUUUCGGUCAUCUUAGGAGUAUCUUAAAUGUCGCUUGGAGUGUUUAUGAAGGCAUUUAACUCCCUUAAAUUCAAAAGAUAUAUUGACUUUACUUUUGAAUUUCUUCCCUAAAUUAUAUUACUGUGGUCUCUUUUUGGCUUUAUGGACCUAAUGAUUAUUACUAAAUGGCUGACUAAUUAUGAUGAAAUAUAGGGAGCAAGGCCACCCUCAGUCAUAACUCAAAUGAUAGUAAUGUGUCUGAAUUUUGGAUCAUAAAAUGAGGGUCCUCAAAGAGAAUCAGAACUUUUCAAUAAUUAAACAAUAAUAAUGAGAAUACUGCUCUUUAUAAGUCUUAUAUGUGUACCAUUAAUGCUAUUUGUGAAGCCAUUAUAUGAAAACAAUAUCAAUUAAAAAAGAUACCAAAGUCACAUUAGACAAAUUCAUGAAGAAGAGGGCGAAAAACAUUAUACUGCUAUUAAUGAUGAACCUAUAAGUCAUGAGGGAAGAGGAAAAACGUUGAAUCAGAAAUCGAUAGAUAUUGGAUCUAUUGAAAAGCAUAAAUAACACAGCUUCAGUGAUUUGUUCAUCCAUUAAUUAAUAGAAACAAUUGAAUUCGUAUUGGGAACUAUUUCAAAUACUGCUAGCUACCUCAGGCUUUGGGCUUUAUCUUUAGCACAUUCUUAGCUUGCCAAGGUAUUCUUUGACAACACAAUUAAAUCAGGACUUUAAUCUAACUCAUUUGUUGCUGUAACUCAUUUUCUAUUAAUAGUUUUAGUUGUUCCUAGGAUAUUUUGUGUACUUUGCUUUUACAAUUUCAGUUUUGAUGAUGAUGGAUUUAAUGGAAGCAUUCUUGCAUACCUUAAGGUUGCAUUGGGUUGA
Molecule: messenger RNA, 2406 nt
Organism: Stylonychia lemnae
Lineage: Eukaryota; Ciliophora; Spirotrichea; Sporadotrichida; Oxytrichidae
Source: the annotation of a GenBank genome assembly